GGGACUUGAUGACUUUGGGGAUGGAGUGGACGGCCUUCAGACUGCUUCGUUCUUGUCAGUGUCAUAAAACUGUCUCUCAUGUGAUAAACUAUUUGCCAGAGCUGAAAGUGGAGACUGGAGGUCAGACCAAGCUGUAUGGGAUCUGUAAGGAAGAGUGGCAGCAUGAACAAAACAAAACGCAUGCAGCUCAGCGUAGUUGUGAAAAAACUGGGCCCAGAAAGAGAGAGAGUAUCAUUAGGUAGUUAGUAUCAUUUACGCCAUGGAAUAAAAGGGCUGACCCAUCAUUUGUCGCCUGGUUCGAGCUCCUGAAGUGUUGCAUGCUGUUGGUUUUCGUUCACCACAGCCAGACACAGACAGCAGACCUGCUGCUUUCAGCUUCCACUGACUUCAUUCAGAGGACGCGACGAGCAGGCACAGACAGGUACAGACUCCCACGUACACACUGCGGUGGUUAACCAAGAUGAAAACCUCCCCUCUGCCUUCUGGUGUAGUCACACAAGGAGAGCGACGUGUUAUUACUGAGCAGCAGGUUUUCUCAGGGAGAGCUGCUGCAGCUAGAAGUACAAAAAACGUUUUUCCACAGGGUGUCCUGGGAUUACAUGUGCGUACACAAUGAAAUUAAAAGUGUCAGACAAUUUCAAAAAAUAUUUUGAAGUUGUGUUGUGACUUAAAGCAUGAGCUUUAGGAUUAUGGUUUGUGAACAGCAGUGGCGGCUGAGCCUUUAUUCAGUGUUGCACAAGGGCUGCAGCAUGUGUGGACUUGAUGAACGCAGCAGCACGAGUUAACUCAGAGCAGUUCAUGCUGAGCCCCUUUCUCUGACAGAUCUGUCACUUUUAAAUGUUUCUGUGGACAAACAUCUGUUUUAGUGUAUCAAAUAUAACUUGCUGCAGUCCUCUGUUGACCCUUUGUUCUCGUUUCUCGGGUGUUUACAGCAGGGUAAAGGUCUGCUCUUGAAAGUUUGACUCUAGUUUCCUGCAUGAGCUUCAGAAGUUACACUAUUAUAUAGUGCUUGUCUUUCUAUGGGUCACUCAUCUUCUGUACCUCUUCACCCAGUUUUGUUGCUCUGUGAGAAGAAACCACAGAAGUCUUCUCUGCAGUCAGAACUCUAAUUUUGCACACUUGGUGUAACGACUCAAUAUAGCGGUUUUAUGAUAUAAGAUGAGUUUGUUCUUUGCUUGUUCCCCAGUUGUUCAUCGCGUCCUGGAUGCUUGACUGAACUGUGAAGUGUCCUGAUCAGUCCAGUGUGCAGCGAGACAAAUGUCUGAGCUCCUGAUGUCUGUAGUGAAACUAAUAGUGGCCACUUUCGGUUUCAGAUGAUCUUGCGCGUUGUCACGGGCUUUACAGGUGAGGUGCUGUCUGAGAUGGCAGACAUCAGGCCGGUCCAGGCUGGAGUUUCUGUUGCUCUCUUUACUCAUUGUUACGGAUCACUUAAAGCUUUCUUCAUGAGCAUAACACUCCAGUUUUUGUGUGUUGUGGAUAUCUGGGCGUGGAUAAAAUGUUUGCUUGAAACAUAUUUGAGAUCUGUUAAUAAAGCUUGAUAAAGCUGUGAAGAUAGUGGAUGAUUUGAGUGACAAUCUUUCCAUUAUUCGCACCCUUUCGUUCAGAUGUGUUGAAAUCUGAUCUGAGUUGGUGGGAGUUUGAGAAAACCUGGUCUGUCGAGUCGAUCCACGCCAACUUCGAUCGAAUUUGAAGAAUACUUUAAAGAAAAGAACAGUUAAAUGGAGUUCUCUUAUAUAACGCUUUUCCACUGAACAGCAGCCCACAAAGCGCUUUGACAUGCAAGUCACAUUCACCCGUUCACUCACACACUCACACACCAGCGAAGGCGGCUGUCAUGCAAGGUGCUCAGUCCUUCCAGUAUGAGCCGUUUUGGAUUUAGCGUCUUGCUCAAGGACACUCUGACAUAUGGACCAGAUGGGGUAAAGAACCUGCAACUUCCUGAUUGAAAUUCAACCUGCUGUCAUGUUUUUAAAUGCAUACCGCCGCUGGAACGGACCUGCGUUUCACAGGAAGAUCAGCCCAGUACAGUUCUGAUUGAACUGUUUUUUCACUUCGUCUUCAUACUUUCAGUCAGAUUAUUCUUAAAUUUAUUUACAAUAUAAUUGCAGUUUUAUCCUGUUCAGCCUUUCAUGUAGUUUGGACUUGUCUGAUAACUGUGUCUUAAUCUCUUGGUUCUGUAACAAAGACCUGCUAUUGAGGAAUAAUGUGAAGUCUGCAUCCCAGUUCCUAACUGAUCGUCCUGCACUUUGAGACCCUCGGGUGUAGACUAGUCCCUGCAGAGGUGUGUGUGUGUGUGCGCCAUCCCAUCAUAUAUAUGGCGCAUUUCAAUGCUUCACACAGACUAUUGAGGGAGCUCCAGAUUUCCAGCUCUUGAGGAAAAUUGCUCAGACACAGCAGCCAAUGUGUGUGUUCCAAUUUCAAUACAAUAAUUGUGCUGAACUGUCCGGACGGAGCCGAACGGGAUCUCCGCUCCCUCCGCCUCCGCUCCGGGCCCGUCACGGCGCGGCUCAGACGGCUUUCGAAAAGCCGCAGGCGGCCUGUGUUGUUUCAGGGACGUGACGCGGCUUCACCCGGACUUUUUUCCUCGAAUUAGCUGACUCAUAAGCUCUCCCAUAAUAAACCGCAUUCCUACAAAUCUCUCUCAGAUUAGGCCUGUAAAAGCUUCUCACUGUGUGCUGGGAGGAAAUUGACCUUCAGCAUCACCACAUGUUUAAGCACUUUCAGUCUGUUUCCUGUUAAUAAUGUCUUUAAAUCGCAGUUAUGAGUCUUUACUGUGUGAAUCUAGUGAAAUGAGUAAAAAAAAAAACGCCGCCUCAGGGUGAGCGAGGUGAGAGGACGGUGAAGGCAUGUGCUUGUUAUGACAGUGGUGGGGGUGUUGCUUUAAAGCACGCCGUGAACUCGGAGUUUUCUCUUCUCUCUGAGGCUGGAGGCGCUCGUAUCUGUUGUAUUAAUCACAAGCAGACGCCGAGCGAGCGUCCAUCUCCUCCCCUUCAUCACCAGCUCAUGAAUGUACAUGAGAAUUCUGCUGUAUUGUUUCCACAUGCUGCGAGCGAGUCUCGGCCGGGGGCAGGACGGCGAAACGGGCCGGGGGGGGAAACGCACACAACAACGGCUUCUUCUGUGUCCUCUGGGAAUGCUGUCCGAGAGCCGAGCAGGAAGUGUGAGAGUGGUGGAAGUCGACGGAAGAGUGAAUCCGCGCCGUCUGAAGCAGGCGGCGUUCGGCCGUCUCAGCUUGACUCAGCGCUCCAGAAAUACCAGUGAAAAGGGGAACGUGGUGUUUUCACUGCUUCAUACCGAAAACUUGAUCGUCACUUCAUGACUGAGACUGUCUUCCAACGCACAGCGACAUGUCGAGACGGCAGCUCAGGGAGAACAUGCAAACUCCACACUGGAAGGCCCUGUAGAAGCCCUCUUCCUGUAGCGAGCGGUGGAGUCCAGAGGAGCCAGGAUGCCGCAGCAGAAGGACAUCGUGAAGAUCGCCAUCCAGAUGCCAGGGGCCUACCCCCAGCUCAUACAGCUGGACCAGAAAAAGCCUCUGUCUGCCGUGAUAAAGGAAGUGUGUGAUGGCUGGAACCUCCCCGGCCCUGAUAACUACGCCCUGCAGUACGCCGACGGGGUGCAGAUGUACAUCACCGAAUCGAAUCGCCUGGACAUUAAAAACGGCUGCAUUCUGCGUCUGACCAAGGCACCGGGCCGCUGUGCGGAGGACCUGUUCAAGGGCAUCCAGAGCGCCGACGCCGGCGUGCGCUGCGAUUCGCUGAAGGAGCUGGCCACCGUUUCCACAGACGUGACCUUCGCGCAGGAGUUCAUCAGCCGAGACGGACACCUGCUGCUGGUCAAGAUCGUCGAGGACUCCAACGAGAGCAACGUGAUCAUGACACACACACUGACGGCGUUCAUGGAGCUGAUGGAUCACGGCAUCGUCUCGUGGGAGAACCUGUCGUCCGUCUUCAUCAAGAAGAUCGCGGGCUUCGUCAACGCCAAGCCGACCGACGCGUCGAUACAGCAGGUGUCCCUGGACAUCCUGGAGAACAUGGUGCUGAGCAGCAACAGCCUGUUUCUGGCAGUGAAGCAUGAAGUCACCAUGGAGCGGCUCAUCGCCCACCUCCAGGUGACCAAUCAGCAGAUCCAGACUAAAGCCAUGGCUCUGCUUAUGGCCCUGCUGCAAACAGCUGGUGAUUCAGACAGACAGGACAUGUUUGCCUUCCUGAACAAGAAGAACCUCCGUCAGUACAUCUAUAAGAACAUCAUCCACAGUUCCGGCUCGGUGCAGGACGAGAUGGCCCACUACCUGUACGUCCUGCAGUCGGUCACCCUCAACCACCUGGAGCCUCGCAUGCGGAUGCCUCUGGACUGCUACAACCCGGAACAGAGGGAAAUCCUCCACAAUCUGCGUCAGGCAGCGUUCGAGACAGAAAGCGAGAACAGCCUGAGUCACGAGAGGCGGCGCUCGCUCUGCGCCAAGGAGUUCAAGAAGCUGGGAUUUUCUAACAACAGUAACCCCGGUCAGGACCUGGUGCGGACGCCGCCGGGCCUCUUAGCUCUGGACACCAUGAAUUACUUUGCGACGCGAUAUCCCGACGCCUACAGCAGGUUCGUCCUGGAGAACAGCAGCAGAGAGGACAAACACGAGUGUCCGUUUGCCAGAAGCAGCAUCCAGCUGACGCUCAUCCUCUGUGAAAUCCUUCGUAUCGGGGAGCCCCCCUCAGAGACCGGAUCGGACUACCACCCCAUCUUCUUCAGCCAGGACCGGCUGCUGGAGGAGCUCUUCUGCGGCUGCAUUCAGCUGCUCAACAAGACCUGGAAGGAAAUGAGAGCCACGCAGGAGGACUUCGACAAGGUGAUGCAGGUGGUGAGGGAGCAGAUCACCCGGACGCUGUCCAGCAAGCCCACCUCCCUGGAGCUCUUCAAGAACAAGGUCAACGCCCUCAACUACAGCGAGAUCCUCAAGCUGCGGCAGACGGAGCGGCUGCACCAGGAGGAGACGCUCGCUCCGCCCGUGCUAGAGCUGAAGGAGCGUCUGAAGCCGGAGCUGCUGGAGCUGAUCCGCCAGCAGAGACUCAACAGGCUGUGUCAGGGAACCAAGUUCAGAAAGAUCAGCAGCCGGCGGCGGCAGGAUAAACUGUGGUACUGCCGCUUGUCGCCCAAUCACAAAAUGCUUCACUACGGCGACGUGGAGGAAGACGUGGAAAACCCCCCGAUAGAAGCUCUGCAGGAGAAGAUUCCAGUCGCGGACAUCAAGAGCUUGCUAACGGGAAAAGACUGUCCUCACAUGAAGGAGAACAAGGGCAAACAAAACAAGGAGGUGCUGGAUCUGGCGUUCAGCAUCACCUACGACGUGGAGGAGUACAGCCUGAACUUCAUCGCCCCCUCCAGAACCGACUUCUGCCUGUGGACGGACGGACUCAGCGUCCUGCUGGGCCGGGAGAUGAGCAGCGAGUCCAUGCGCAGCGAGCUGGAGAUCCUGCUGUCCAUGGAGAUCAAGCUCCGCCUCCUGGACCUGGAGAACGUCACCAUCCCGGACAGCGCCCCGGUCAUCCCCAAACCACCCAGCAACUACAACUUCUGCUACGACUUCAGCCAGACCGAGCAGUAG
Molecule: messenger RNA, 5596 nt
Organism: Salarias fasciatus (jewelled blenny)
Lineage: Eukaryota; Metazoa; Chordata; Actinopteri; Blenniiformes; Blenniidae
Gene: elmo3
Product: engulfment and cell motility 3
Exons: 21
Coding region: 3449-5596 (715 amino acids)
Biological process (GO): actin filament organization; cell motility
Source: RefSeq, a predicted model, not a curated record